This is a messenger RNA of Homo sapiens (human), 1346 nucleotides long. RefSeq names its product retinoic acid early transcript 1L (gene RAET1L). The record is from RefSeq and is marked validated. Gene Ontology annotation, cellular component: endoplasmic reticulum; plasma membrane. Gene Ontology annotation, biological process: signal transduction. The coding region runs from base 62 to 802 and encodes 246 amino acids. The transcript has 5 exons. Lineage: Eukaryota; Metazoa; Chordata; Mammalia; Primates; Hominidae.
GAUUUCAUCUUCCAGGAUCCACCUUGAUUAAAUCUCUUGUCCCCAGCCCUCCUGGUCCCCAAUGGCAGCAGCCGCCAUCCCAGCUUUGCUUCUGUGCCUCCCGCUUCUGUUCCUGCUGUUCGGCUGGUCCCGGGCUAGGCGAGACGACCCUCACUCUCUUUGCUAUGACAUCACCGUCAUCCCUAAGUUCAGACCUGGACCACGGUGGUGUGCGGUUCAAGGCCAGGUGGAUGAAAAGACUUUUCUUCACUAUGACUGUGGCAACAAGACAGUCACACCCGUCAGUCCCCUGGGGAAGAAACUAAAUGUCACAAUGGCCUGGAAAGCACAGAACCCAGUACUGAGAGAGGUGGUGGACAUACUUACAGAGCAACUGCUUGACAUUCAGCUGGAGAAUUACACACCCAAGGAACCCCUCACCCUGCAGGCAAGGAUGUCUUGUGAGCAGAAAGCUGAAGGACACAGCAGUGGAUCUUGGCAGUUCAGUAUCGAUGGACAGACCUUCCUACUCUUUGACUCAGAGAAGAGAAUGUGGACAACGGUUCAUCCUGGAGCCAGAAAGAUGAAAGAAAAGUGGGAGAAUGACAAGGAUGUGGCCAUGUCCUUCCAUUACAUCUCAAUGGGAGACUGCAUAGGAUGGCUUGAGGACUUCUUGAUGGGCAUGGACAGCACCCUGGAGCCAAGUGCAGGAGCACCACUCGCCAUGUCCUCAGGCACAACCCAACUCAGGGCCACAGCCACCACCCUCAUCCUUUGCUGCCUCCUCAUCAUCCUCCCCUGCUUCAUCCUCCCUGGCAUCUGAGGAGAGUCCUUUAGAGUGACAGGUUAAAGAUGAUACCAAAAAGCCCCUGUGAGCACGGUCUUGAUCAACCUCGCCCUUCUGUCUGGCCAGCUGCCCACCACCUACGGUGUAUGUCCAGCAGCCUCCAGCAGAUGAUGAUGACACCAUGGACCCAAUAGCUCAUUCACUGCCUUGAUUCCUUUUGCCAACAAUUUAACCAGUGAUUAUUCCUAACAUAUUAUGCAAUUUUCUCUUGGUGCUACCUGAUGGAAUUCCUGCACUUAAAGUUCUGGCUGACUAAACAAGAUAUGUCAACAUUUUCUUUCUUCUCUUUUUGUUUGGAAAAUCAAGUACUUCUUUGAAUGAUGAUUUCUUUCUUUCAUUACUGACAUGAUUGUCAGUAAAACAAUCAUGUUAGACUUCAGACCUCCAGGGAUUCUUUCCAUGUCCUGAAAGAGAAUUGUUUAAUUAUUUAAUAAGAAAAAAAUUUAUAUUAAUGAUUGUUUCCUUUAGUAAUUUAUUGCUGUGUACUGAUAUUUAAAUAAAGAGUUAUAUUUCCCAAAAA